Molecule: messenger RNA, 930 nt
Organism: Triticum turgidum subsp. durum (durum wheat)
Lineage: Eukaryota; Viridiplantae; Streptophyta; Magnoliopsida; Poales; Poaceae
Source: the annotation of a GenBank genome assembly
AUGCCCAGCCCGCUGAAGCGCCCCUCCCUCGGCCGCCUGCUCGCCGCCCUCCGGUCGCCGCCCCGCGUCCCGGUCCAGACCGGCUUCCCCACCGCCCUUGCCGACCUCGUCGUCAAGAACCAUGCCCGCCUCAGGAAGCCCCGCAAGCCGCGCCGCCCCACCACCGCCCUGGCGCUGCCUCAGUCUCCGGCGGAGACACCGGUGGACGUAGCGGAGAUUCCUUCGCUGCCGUCAUCGCCCGGGCCUCUGUCGCCGGUGGUCGUGGAGGGCUCCUCGGCCCCGGUGGCGCGGCGGCUGGACGCGCCCAAAGGCGCCGCCUUCUUCCGGCCCCGCCCGGAGCUCCUCGCGCUCGGCGGGGCCGUGGCGCUCGCGCUCCUCGCCGUGUUGAGCGAGGGGGCCGUCGCGGCCUUCACCAUCGCCUCGCUGGCGCUGCUCUGGAUGGAGUCGGCCUCCCGCCGGCGCCGGCGCUCCUCGCGCCCGGCGGAGCUGCCCGAUUCGCGCGGCCCCGCCGCCGUGUCGCCGAUUCGGGAGGUGGAAGAAGCGCCCGGCUGCUCCGAUUCCGACAAGAGGAGCGAGGGCCCCUCCGAGAGGCGCGAGCUCGUCUCCGGCGGUGAAGAUCCGGCCAGCCCGAAGAGCAAAGCGAGGAGGUCGCUGAGGAAGAUGAUCUCCAAGACGCUGCAGAAGAAGCCCAAGGCGAAGGACGCCUCGGCCUCUAGCGAGGGCGGCGCGGAGGCAGUUAGAACCGAGGCCUUUGUAAUUCCAGCCCCUUCCUUGGCCGAGCAGACGCCGUCGGAAGCAAGCACAGAGUCUUCGCCGGUGUCGGUGGAGACGGAAAGGCGAGGCCUCGCCGCCGGGAAGCUCCCGGCGACGGCGCUUGCCGUGCUCUGCGUGGCCUUCUUCGGCCGGCGCCGUGCAGCAAAUUUAGGCUAG